ACCACUCGCCGAUCUACCUAGUGUGUUGUUCAUGUUUGGUGUCUUGGGUCAACAAAACGCCUGUAAUCUGAGUACCGGGAUACCUUGAACACGAUGAUAUCCGGACCAUAGAGAUACUGCGAUCACUGAGUUUGAUCACCAGACAUGACAAAGCAAAAUGGGAGGUUCGCGAUGGUUUUGCGUAUGGCUUUCAUAUUUGCUGCCUUAACAGGAUCUAUCGAAUCAUUUUGCAGGGGCUCUUCAAGAUCAGGUAGCAGUUUUUCGUCUUGUCACGAGUAAAGGACAGAGGAAACAUUUCAAGUCCCCAUGAAGAAUCGAACCUCAGAAAUUCGGAACCUGUUGCUCCGACUGUCUAUUGUUGAGCCACAGAUCCAGAGAUCAGACUCAGUGCUUCUUUUAUCAAGGAAAGCAGCUGGCUGUGAAAUGCAUUCUGGAGCAGGCCUGCCAGCUACUAGGACACCACCAUCAAGCCCCAGUACAUCAAAAUUUUUGUAUCAUCCUCCACCACUCCCGUGUCCUCCAAAAGAGCCUUCCCUCGCCCCUCUAUCUCCCUUUUCAAAUGAAUGCAAAACUGAUUCUCCUUCACUAUCUCCCCCUUUGACUCAAACAAAUGACUCUAAUCUAAACUUUUCUCCACUAACAUAUCCUUUAUCUGGUGAUAGUGUUUCUCCUUCAGAUUAUUCUUGUACUUCCUUUACACCUCUGCUGUUUUCACCUCCUCCCCCCUCUGCAGCACCAUCAGGGAAGUCAUCCUGUCGUAAUGGUUUUCCCUCUUUGCCUUUGCCUCCUUCCCUGUCCCCUCCUCCUCCCCCUCAACCUCCCCGAGCACUCUUAGGAGUAUCUACCUCUGCUUGUCCCCCUCCCCCUCCUCCUCCCCCUCCCCCUCCUCCUCCCCCUCCUCUUGGAAUUAAUACUUCACUGCCAGGCACUCCUGGAGCAGGAAAAGUCUCUACCAUAAGAAAGAAACCUGUCACACCAGUAUCUCCCAUGAAACCACUUUUUUGGAAGCGAAUACAACUCAGUCAGCUACCAAUUAGACUGGAGACUGAGGCCAGUGAAACAGUUUGGGCAACACUUGAAGAACCAACAAUUAAUGUCAGUCACCUUGCUGAAACUUUUGCCAAGGCGGAGAGGAAGACAGAGGGAAAACUUUUAUCCUCUAGAUCCAUGCACAAAGUAAAGCACCAAGUCAUCCACUUACUGGACAACAAGAGAUCACAAUCUGUGGGAAUCUUCCUGAGUAGUCUUCAUGUUAAUAUGGAUGAGAUAAAAGAUGCACUCUACAAUGUGAACACCUCCAUUGUGGAUCAGGAAAGCCUUACCGCACUUUAUGAAAGUAGGCCAACAAAAGAGGAACUUCAAAUGAUAGCUACCUUCUGUCAAAAGAAUUGUGGUGUAAUACUUGACAGACCUGAGCAGUUCUUAAUGGAUUUGUCAAAAAUCAGCUGCUAUGAAGAGCGACUCUACUGUUUGAUGUUAAGAACGGGUGUGACUGACUCUCUCUCAGAAAUUGGGCAGAAACUGACCAACUUUCGAUUGGUUUGUGAGAUGUUGCAGACACGCAAAGAAGUUACCAACAUUUUGGGUUUGGUGCUUGCCUUUGGAAACUACAUGAAUGGGGGAAACAUACCUCGUGGACAAGCAGAUGGUUUUGAAUUGGACAUCCUUCCAAAACUGAAAGAUGUGAAAUGCAAAGACAAUUCCACCAACCUGCUACAUUAUCUUGUAACUGUUUAUAUUGAAAAGUUUGAUAAGUAUGCAGGAACUGUUAAUUCCAAGUUUCCUCUACCAGAACCACAUGAUCUGAAAGCAGCAUCUCAAUUAACAUUUGAGGACAUAGAGGCAGAAAUAAGCAGCUUAAAGAAGCAGUUAGACAUAUGUAAUAGAAAGAUUUCAAAAGUGGUGAAGGAAAGUGAAGAAACUCUCCAUCAACCGUUUAGUAGCAUAAUGAGUUCAUUUCUGGAGCAGAGUCAAGGAGAGCUAUCAGAGCUGGACCAGGCACUCACAGAGUGCAAGAAAAGGUACUCAUCCCUUUGGAGAUAUUUCAGUGCUAAACCUACAGCUGCAUGUAGUCCACCACAAGAAUUCCUUGACAUCUGGGCCAAGUUUAGUUCUGACUUUCUGUUUUUCUGGAAAAAGGAGCAGCAGCUAAUUGCCAAACAAGUUUUUGAAGAAACAAAACGAAAAGUGUACAAAGAAAAAGUGGAAGGAAUAUCUGUGAAGCCAGCAACUAAUAGUGGUUUGAAACUAAAGUUGGCCUCUUCAAGAAAGGCAAAUGCUAACUGAACCAACAAAAUAAAAUUACCAUGUAUAAUAAAUAGUUAUAAAACAAUCAACUAUCAUUCUGAAGGACAUGCCUAAUUAUAUUGGCUGCCUCAGCUAUUAGGAGUUCACAAUUGUGGGUUUUAGAUUAAAAGAAAGGAAAUGUAGUACUUUGAGAAUUGUCUUAGUCUCAUGUAAUCAAAAGUUUCUCAUUAUUUGUGAACACAGCAACAUAAGUGGUGGCAAUUUGGCUGAGGCUACACUGAUGGUAAAAUUAAUAAUUUAUACAUGUAGUAGAGCACCCAAUUAUGACCAUUUCUGUAACAGGAUAACAGGUUAGGCAAAACAGUUUAACCCAAACAUAACCAGGUAUUUUUUUCACAGAGGGAAUUCCAGUUUCUUAGUGAAGGUCUAAUUGUGAGUCUAGUUUAAGCUUAUCUAGUCAACCUUGUAACUAACUGCAUUUAAAACAUGUAUCAAGAUAUCAUAGUGAUGCCAGAUAGGUAAAUUUAUAACUAAUUUAUUGAUUGCUGAGAUUUAUUUAUUAAUAUUUACAUGCUGAAAGUAGUACUUGUAUUUAUUUAUUUAUCUAUUAUUUGUUUUAACAAGUAAUAUAUCCUAGUUAAAAUAAUGGUGUACUCUAUUCAGGACAGUUAUGAUGCAACAUCAAUUCUAGUGGAAACUCCUCUUGCUGUGGGAAAGGAAAGAAGGGGGCUAGGUCGAACUGAAAAAGAACAAAAAUUAGAGAAGUACAGCAAGUAGUUAUGUAUCACCUAAUAAUUCUUGAUUAAUUUUUUGUCCCAAGUGAACUCAGAUAAAAUUGUUAACAUUGGGAACAAUGGAAUACCAGAACAUGCAGCAACAACCUGGAGCACUGCAAAGUAUUGAAAGAAGAGGAAACUUAUGAAGAAGUAGAAUAUAUACAAGAAUUUAUGAAAAAUAAAACUCAAUUUAUGGGGA
Stylophora pistillata is the source of this 3222-nucleotide messenger RNA. Its product is annotated as formin-2. Gene Ontology annotation, molecular function: actin filament binding; microtubule binding. Gene Ontology annotation, biological process: actin nucleation; cortical actin cytoskeleton organization. Lineage: Eukaryota; Metazoa; Cnidaria; Anthozoa; Scleractinia; Pocilloporidae. The record is from RefSeq and is a predicted model, not a curated record. Gene Ontology annotation, cellular component: cytoplasm; cytoskeleton; actin filament.